AUGGCUUCUUCUGAUAUCCAGGUGAAAGAACUGGAGAAGCGUGCUUCAGGCCAGGCUUUUGAGCUGAUUCUCAGCCCUCGAUCAAAAGAACCCGUCCCAGAAUUCCCCCUUUCCCCUCCAAAGAAGAAGGAUCUUUCCCUGGAGGAAAUUCAGAAGAAAUUAGAAGCGGCAGAAGAAAGACGCAAGUCCCAUGAAGCUGAGGUCUUGAAGCAGCUUGCUGAGAAACGAGAGCACGAGAAAGAAGUGCUUCAGAAAGCCAUCGAGGAGAACAACAACUUCAGUAAAAUGGCAGAGGAGAAGCUGACCCACAAAAUGGAAGCCAACAAGGAGAACCGAGAGGCACAGAUGGCUGCCAAACUGGAGCGUUUGCGAGAGAAGGGAGAGAUGAAGGCUAUUCUUGAACCCAGAGGGUCUUUAGUUCAAGAUAAUUGUCACGCCCAAGUGUGGGUACAUCUUGGGGAGGCCUAUUCUGAACCCCUUCCCCCUUUUGUUCCUGCCUUUUGCCUCACCCUGAGCUUCCAGUUUGCUUGGAUUACCUGGUCUGACCUUCACCAGGUAG
Pipistrellus nathusii (Nathusius's pipistrelle) is the source of this 559-nucleotide messenger RNA. The record is from the annotation of a GenBank genome assembly. NCBI's taxonomy places the organism in Eukaryota, Metazoa, Chordata, Mammalia, Chiroptera, Vespertilionidae.